Molecule: messenger RNA, 702 nt
Organism: Morchella sextelata
Lineage: Eukaryota; Fungi; Ascomycota; Pezizomycetes; Pezizales; Morchellaceae
Exons: 4
Coding region: 1-702 (233 amino acids)
Source: RefSeq, a predicted model, not a curated record
AUGUCCGAAAACAAAAGUGCACAGCCAAAAGUAACGCUACACUGGCUCAACCAGUCCCGUGCCCAGCGUAUUGUUUGGCUUCUCGAAGAGCUCAACCUCGACUACGAUAUCGAAUGUCACAUCCGGAACUCCGCGAUGUUCGCCCCCGAAGGCUCGCAAUCUCUACACCCGCUUGGGAAAUUUCCCAUUGUAGUUGUCGGUGACAGGGUUCUUGCCGAGUCAGGAUUUAUCAUCGAGUACCUCGUCGACAAAUUCGGGCCCCAGCUCAAACCUAGCGACGAGGACUCACUGCUGCGGUACAAGUACUUCCUCCACUAUGCCGAGGGUUCCCUGAUGCCGCCGAUGCUGGUUGGGUUUGUGGUCGAGAAUAUCAACAAAGCGUCGGUACCGUUCUUCAUCAAGCCACUCAUCAACAUGAUUACUAGCAGGGUCGAGACGCGGUUCUUGAAACCCAAUUACAAGACCCACUUUGACUUCCUAGAGGCCGAGCUUUCGUCGCGACCGUAUUUGGCGGGCGAGGAAUUCUCAGGCGCUGAUAUUAUGAUAUCGUUCCAGUUAGCGGCUGCAAAGAUGAUUUGCGGGCUAAGUAAAGAGGAAUAUCCGAAGUUGUUUGAAUAUAUGGAGAGGUGUGAGAGUAGAGAGGCGUGUAAGAGGGCGUAUAAGAAGACUAAGGAAAUGGAAGCGGCGGGGACCAAAUUGUGA